This is a messenger RNA of Mugil cephalus (flathead mullet), 3059 nucleotides long. It is a transcript of the gene ddx54, whose product is annotated as DEAD (Asp-Glu-Ala-Asp) box polypeptide 54. Gene Ontology annotation, cellular component: nucleus. Bases 144 to 2765 code for a protein of 873 amino acids. The transcript is spliced from 20 exons. The record is from RefSeq and is a predicted model, not a curated record. NCBI's taxonomy places the organism in Eukaryota, Metazoa, Chordata, Actinopteri, Mugiliformes, Mugilidae. Gene Ontology annotation, molecular function: RNA helicase activity; RNA binding; ATP binding.
GUCUCACACGUGUUUCCAACAUGGCUGCUCACCGCGUUGUUGUGUGUUGAGAUGUCAUGAGCUGGGCUGAAAACUAGAUAUAUUUAAUAAUCUGUAAAGUCAAGUUAUCGGGCGACAGCCUAAAGGGACUCGGAAGCGGCAGGAUGGCCCAGAGGAAGAAGAAACUGACGAAGAAGAAGAGACACACCGCCAACGUAGAGCAGGACUCUGAUUCUGACACUGGACACUUUGAAAUUAAGGACGAUGAUUCUCCUGGGAGGAAACUGCCGCGAUUCCCUGCGGCAUCGGACGCAUUGUCAGAUGUGGAGCCCGACACCAGGGAGCUGGUCAGAGCCCAAAACAAGAAGAAGAAGAAGUCUGGAGGGUUUCAGUCCAUGGGUCUCAGUUACCCCGUGUAUAAAGGAGUCAUGAAGAAGGGCUACAAAGUCCCUACACCCAUCCAGAGAAAGACAAUCCCUGUGAUUUUGGACGGAAAGGAUGUCGUAGCCAUGGCGAGGACCGGCAGCGGUAAGACGGCCGCUUUCCUGGUGCCCAUGUUUGAGAAGCUGAAGGCUCCUCAAGCGCAAACAGGAGCCAGGGCCCUCAUCCUGACCCCCACUAGAGAGUUGGCCCUGCAGACCAUGAAAUUCACAAAAGAGUUGGGAAAAUUCACUGGCCUCAAGACGGCUUUAAUCCUCGGUGGAGACAGGAUGGAAGAUCAGUUUGCUGCUCUGCAUGAAAACCCUGACAUAAUUAUCGGUACGCCCGGUCGUCUCAUGCACGUUGCCAAGGAGAUGAACCUGAAGUUGAACAACGUGGAGUACGUGGUGUUUGACGAGGCUGACAGGUUGUUCGAAAUGGGUUUCGCCGAGCAGCUGGAGGAGAUCAUCCGGAGGCUUCCAGACACCAGACAGACUCUGCUGUUCUCUGCCACUCUGCCCAAACUGCUGGUGGAGUUUGCCAGAGCUGGUCUGACAGAACCUGUGCUGUUACGUUUGGAUGUGGAUUCGAAACUCAGUGACCAGAUUAAGCUCGCAUUCUUUUACCUGCGUAUGGACGACAAGCCUGCGCUCCUGCUCCACCUCCUGAGGAACGUAGCGAAGCCUCAGGAACAGACGGUGGUUUUUGCUGCCACCAAACACCACGUAGAGUACCUGAAGGAGCUGCUGACUUCAGAAGGCAUCGAGUGCGCCUACAUCUACAGCGCCCUUGACCAAACCGCCAGGAAGAUCAACAUAGGGAAGUUUGUGCAUCGGAAAGCCAUGGUGCUCAUCGUGACUGACGUCGCCGCCCGUGGUAUAGACAUCCCCCUGCUGGACAAUGUCAUCAACUACAACUUCCCUUCCAAGUCCAAACUGUUCUUGCACAGAGUCGGCCGUGUGGGACGUGCGGGUCGGAGCGGCACAACCUACAGCUUGAUUUGUCCAGACGAGAUGCCGUUUGUCUAUGACCUCCACCUCUUCGUCGGGAGGCCGGUACAGUUUGCCACAGCUGAGCACAUGCCAGAUUCAGACGGCGUGUUUGGCCGAGUCCCUCAGAGCAUCUUGGACGAUGAGAGUUCUCACCUGAUCACGACUCACGAAAACUCGAUGGAGCUGCAAAAUCUGCACCGUGUCUCAGAGAACGCCUACAAGCAGUACCUCAAGUCCCGGCCAAACCCCUCACCAGAGUCCAUCAGACGGGUCAAAAACACAGAUUUGUCCACGAUGGGUGUCCAUCCACUGCUCGGGGCAGGUUUAGAGAAAAUGGAAUUGGAGCGUCUUCAAAUAGUUGACGCCAUCAAGGGCUACAAAUCCAAAGCGACCAUCUUCGAAAUCAACUCCAGCAACAAGACGUCAGCCAGCGAGGUGAUGCGGGCCAAACGCACCAAGGACACGCGGUUAGUGGACAAAUUCAGCAAGAAGAAAGAAGUCCUGGAUGCAGAAAGCAAGCUGCAUCAGCCGGCCCACCCCACCACCAGUGCAGCAUAUGACCACACACGAGGCACAGAUGAGGAGGAGGAAGAGGAGGAUCUCAAGGGGGUGUUCUCGGAGGUAGUCGGUGGUAAAAGAAGAGGCCCUCAGGAAGAGGGUGGAGAGCGUCCCAAAAAUAAGAAAAGCAGGCAAAUGGGCAAAGAUGACAACUAUUACAUCCCAUACAGGCCAAAAGACUUCAACUCUGAGAGAGGGUUAAGUCUCGGCGGAGAGGGCACCGCUUUCGAGCAGCAGGCCUCCACGGCCGUACUCGACCUCAUGGGAGACGAGGGCGACCGGUUGAACCAGCACAAAACAAUAAUGAAAUGGGACCGUAAGAGGAAGCGCUUUGUGAGAGAGUCGGGAAGGGAAGACCACAAGAAGAAGAUCAAAAUAGAGAGUGGCCAGGUCAUCAAUAACAACAAGAACAGGAAGAGCUUUUAUGAGGAGUGGAAGAAAAAAUACAAAUUUGACGAUGGAGGAUCUGGCUCAGAUGGAGAAACAGGAGGGAGAGGAGGAGGAGGAAGAGGAGGUAGAGGAGGAAGAGGAGGUAGAGGAGGAAGAGGAGGAGGAAGAGGUCGCGGCCGUGGCAGAGGGCAUCAGAAUCCUAACUUCCAGAGUCCAGAGCGGACGCCCGGCGGACGCAGAGUACGCUCGGAGCUGAAAACGAACCAGGAGAUCCUGAAGCAGCGCAAGAAGAACCAGAAGCAGCAGUUCCUUCAGAGCGGAGGCUUGAAGAAGCACCGCAAGGGCAAGCAGGCGGUCGGAGAAAUGAGAAAGUCAGGAUUUGGACGGGGUGGACAGAAGAAGGGCAAGAUGAGGAAGAGACUGUGAGGAGGAUCAAGGCUGUGAUGAAGUGGAGAUGGAGAGCUCCACGAGGAACUGGAUGAUGAGGAGCAGUAAUGUUUGGGAACACCUUCAGAUUUUCGUGGUGCGUUCUGGACUGUAAGGGUGCACUUCGAUUUUCACCAAUGAUUACUUACAGAACUCUUCAUGUGUCACAAGAAUUUAUCCAGAGAUCUGGAUUUUCUCCACCUAAGCAUAUUGGCAGUGUAAUCUGCUUAAGUGUAUUUGAGUAUUGAAAGUAUUCAGUUUUUGACUGAUAGUAAAAUACAGAUGUAAAUGACA